This is a messenger RNA of Python bivittatus (Burmese python), 1617 nucleotides long. The record is from RefSeq and is a predicted model, not a curated record. NCBI's taxonomy places the organism in Eukaryota, Metazoa, Chordata, Lepidosauria, Squamata, Pythonidae.
AAAAACUGGUUGUGUUUGUUCCAUUGAACAAAUAAAGCAUUACGACCCCAACAGAGCCGGCGCUAAAAAGGAAGCUACGCAGGGACUAAAAGCAAAUCAGAGGGAAAGCGUGGGGCGAAUAUAGGACCGCAAGGAGACCUGUAAACACUUCGAAACCCCGUCUUCGGGGUCCCCUGAACGACUUUUGCGUCGAUGAACGCGACCCCAUCUUUGUCGGGUUUUUCAAAGACGCGGAGUUUGGGGCCCGCGCUGCCAUGGCCGCCCCGGCAAACGCGCAGACCGCCAGCAAGACCUGGGAGCUCAGCCUGUACGAACUUCACCGGACGCCCCAGGAGGCCAUCAUGGACGGGACGGAGAUCGCCGUCUCCCCGCGCAGCCUGCACAGUGAGCUGAUGUGCCCCAUCUGCCUGGACAUGCUGAAGCACACCAUGACCACCAAGGAGUGCCUGCACCGCUUCUGCUCAGACUGCAUUGUCACCGCCCUGCGCAGCGGGAACAAGGAGUGCCCCACCUGCCGCAAGAAGCUGGUCUCCAAACGCUCCCUGCGCCCCGACCCGAACUUCGACGCCCUCAUCUCCAAGAUCUACCCCAGCCGGGACGAGUACGAAGCCCACCAGGACCGGGUGCUGGCCAAGCUCAACCGCCUCCACAACCAGCAGGCCCUCCGCAGCAGCAUGGAGGAGGGGCUGAAGAUGCAGGCCAUGAACCGGGGGCAGCGGGUUCGGAAGCACCCCCCGGAGUCGGACAACACCACCUUCAGCGGGGCGGAGGACAACUGCGACAGCCGCUCCCACCUCAGCAACGCCUCAGCCCCCAGCCAGCCAGAGGCCGGGCCCAGCUGUAAGCGCUCACGAGCCUCGGACGAGUCGUGCGCCGAGCCAGAGACCUCGCACGAGGGUGGGCGGGGCAGCCCCGAGCCCGGGGCCGAGUCCAGCAGCAGCGAGAUCGAACUGGUCUUCCGGCCCCACCCCGUCUUGGUGGAGAAGGGGGGCUACUCACAGACCAGGUAUGUGAAGACCACGGCCAACGCAACGGUGGAUCACCUUUCCAAAUACCUGGCUCUGCGCAUUGCCCUGGAAGGGGCCCCGGCCCCGGGCCCCGAGGCCCCCGCCCUGGAUGAUGUGAGCGAGAAGCAGUACACCAUCUACAUCACCACAGCUGGCGGGGCCUUCACGACGCUGAACGGGUCGGCGACCCUGGAGCUGGUGAACGAGAAAUACUGGAAGCUGAGCAAACCACUGGAGCUGUACUACGCCCCCACCAAGGAACAGAAAUAACGGGGAGGGGGACCGCCUGACGGACAGCAGCUAGGCGGGCAGGGGACGGCAUCAUUUUUGCCCUCAAGGUGCCUCUCCAAAGAAGAUGCUUCGCUGGGGGGGGGGGGGGGUGCCGCUUUAUCCCCAACUGUGACCUACCCCAAAUCUUCCAAGGCUGGCAGGGAAGGGCAGAGACACCCUUCUGUAUUGGCUUCUUCUCCCAUGAAGGACUGGGGGGCUCCUGCUCUCCCCGCUUCUCUGUCUCCUGUGCGGGGGUUGAUGGGGUUAAGGUUCAAUUCCUGCCUUUUUACAGCUGUUUUUUGUGGAACUGAAUUGAUCACAGAAUAUUUGCCCCUUUGAA